Tetranychus urticae (two-spotted spider mite) is the source of this 2078-nucleotide messenger RNA. Its product is annotated as acetyl-CoA acetyltransferase, mitochondrial. Gene Ontology annotation, cellular component: mitochondrion. Gene Ontology annotation, biological process: fatty acid beta-oxidation. Gene Ontology annotation, molecular function: acetyl-CoA C-acetyltransferase activity. The record is from RefSeq and is a predicted model, not a curated record. Lineage: Eukaryota; Metazoa; Arthropoda; Arachnida; Trombidiformes; Tetranychidae.
UUCCUUUUGCCAUACUGCUCUUCUUGCUCACAUGCCUUUUUUACCUUUAUAUCAGUUUAACAUUUUGUAUUGCUAUUUAAAGUGUGGAACAAUCAGCCUUUAAAUGCUCUUAAUUCUUGGAAUACGUUUGUAAUUUUUUAUAGCUCAUGAAGGUGUAAUUAAUCUCUAAACUACCGAUACUCAACAGUGAAAAAGUAAACUAAUCACUUUUCUCUCCCAUGCUUCCAUUGUGUUUUUCCACUUUUCCCUUUGCUAUGUCUUUCCUUUUAUUUUGCUUUCUUGAUUCUCUUAUUGUUGAAUGAACAAUGUCUUACAUCAUCAACUAACCCGGUUCUGUUAAUGAGACUUCGUAAUCUGAUCCAUCCUUGGACCCUGAAGGCAAGGUAUUAAAUAAUGAUGACGCUGAUGCUGGUCCCAUAAAUGCAAAUGCUCAAUAGUAAAAAGACACAUCACUGCUCUAAAAUUAGUUGAUGAUCAAGUUAAUUUACUUGAGGAAACCAGUAAUAACUUUGAAACUAUUUCCUCAAAACCAGUUACAUCCUUCUUUCUCAUUUGACCGUCUUCACUCAUAUUUGGCUGUACAUUUUUGUUUCAAGAGCUCUCAAAUCUAAUAUCUAGUUACUUCCUUAGUUUCUACUUAUACUCAGUACUUAUUUCUACUAUUCGGAUCACCAUGUCACAAAAUGAGAGUGUCUACAUCGUUUCUUAUGCUAGAACCCCGAUCGGAUCAUUCAAAGGAUCUUUGAGCUCACUUCCAGCCACCAAGCUUCAAUCUAUUGCUAUCAAGGAAGCCGUAAAUCGAGCAGGUAUUUCUGUUGAUGAUGUUGAUGAAGUUAUUCUAGGUCAAGUUUUACAAGCUGGAUGUGGUCAAACUCCUGGCCGACAAGCUGCUCUUGGAGCAGGAUUGUCGCAAAAAGUGCCUUGUUCGGUUGUAAAUAAAGUUUGUGCCUCUGGAAUGAAAGCAAUUGCCUUUGCAUCUCAAAGUUUAGCUCUUGGAGAUGCUGAUGUCAUAGUGGCUGGGGGUAUGGAAAGCAUGUCCAAUGCUCCUUUCAUCCUACCUCGUGGUGAAAUACCAUAUGGAGGAUUAUCCUUAAUAGAUGUUUGCGUCAAUGAUGGAUUAACAGAUUCCUUCAAUAGUUGUCAUAUGGGUCAAUGUGCUGAACAACUCGCAUCCAAAUAUGAGAUAACUCGAGUGCAGCAGGAUGAAUAUGCUAAAACAAGUUACACUCGGUGCAUUAAAUCAGCCUCUAAUGGUAUCUUUGCCAAAGAAAUUGUUAGUGUUAGUAUACCCGGUAAAAGAGGAAAACCACCCACACUGGUUGAAAAAGAUGAAGAACCAGAUAAGGUUGAUUUUGAUAAAAUUCCCGCUUUAAAUCCAGUUUUUAUCAAGAACUCAGGAACUAUCACAGCUGCUAAUGCUAGCACAUUGAAUGAUGGAGCUGCCGCACUCGUUCUGAUGUCUUCUGAAGCUGUUGCGAAAUACGGAGUUAAGCCGUUGGCAAAAAUUGUUUCAUAUGCUGAUGCCGCUGUCGCUCCUGUAGAUUUUGGUAUUGCUCCUGCUUAUGCUAUGCCUAAGGCAUUGCAAAAAGCUGGAAUAAGUAAAGACCAGGUUGCUCAAUUUGAAAUUAACGAAGCAUUCAGUGCUGUUGCCCUGGCUAAUCUUAAGGAAUUGGGUCUUGAUAGCAGUAAAGUCAAUAUCAAUGGAGGCGCUGUUGGUUUGGGACAUCCUUUAGGUAUGUCGGGUGCACGAAUCGUUGGUACCUUAGCCAUUAACCUUGGUCCCAAUGAAUAUGGAUUAGCUGGAGUUUGUAAUGGAGGCGGCGGCGCAUCAGCUAUGCUUAUCCAGAAGCUUUGAUGAAUCUUAAUCAAAAGAAUCGAACAAUCAAAUUUAAUUUAAAAGCCUAGGACUUUUCGUAAACGAUCACAUGCGAUAUUAUUCUUAUAUGUUUGAAAUGAUUAGUUAUCAAUAGUUAUUUAUAGUUUGUUAUAAAUAUAGUUUAUUUUGUUUCUUUUUCAUUGACCAUAAUUUAUGUCAUUAAUACUGAUACUGUUAUGUCCGUAAAAAUGUUUUUUCAUUA